Messenger RNA from Xiphophorus maculatus (southern platyfish), 4309 nucleotides. It is a transcript of the gene ap1b1, whose product is annotated as adaptor related protein complex 1 beta 1 subunit. Bases 29 to 3037 code for a protein of 1002 amino acids. Gene Ontology annotation, molecular function: clathrin binding. The transcript has 24 exons. Gene Ontology annotation, cellular component: membrane coat; clathrin adaptor complex. NCBI's taxonomy places the organism in Eukaryota, Metazoa, Chordata, Actinopteri, Cyprinodontiformes, Poeciliidae. Gene Ontology annotation, biological process: intracellular protein transport; vesicle-mediated transport. The record is from RefSeq and is a predicted model, not a curated record.
UCAUUCAUCUACCCGAACUACCGCAAACAUGCAGGAAUGGGCUAGUCAGUUAUGCGAGAACAGACAGUUUGGAUCCAAGAUGACAGACUCCAAGUACUUCACUACUACCAAGAAAGGGGAGAUUUUUGAACUCAAGGCGGAGCUGAACAGUGACAAAAAAGAGAAGAAGAAGGAGGCUGUCAAAAAGGUCAUUGCAUCAAUGACAGUGGGGAAGGAUGUCAGUGCUCUGUUUCCAGAUGUGGUGAACUGCAUGCAGACCGACAACCUGGAACUGAAAAAGCUGGUCUACCUCUAUCUUAUGAACUAUGCCAAAAGUCAACCAGACAUGGCUAUCAUGGCUGUUAACACCUUUGUGAAGGACUGUGAAGACCCCAACCCUCUCAUCCGAGCCCUCGCCGUUCGCACCAUGGGCUGUAUUCGUGUGGACAAGAUCACCGAGUACCUCUGUGAGCCUCUGAGAAAAUGUCUGAAGGACGAAGACCCCUACGUGAGGAAGACGGCUGCGGUGUGUGUUGCAAAGCUGCACGAUAUCAAUGCCCAGUUAGUGGAGGACCAAGGCUUCUUGGACACUCUCAAGGAUCUAAUUUCAGACUCCAACCCCAUGGUCGUUGCAAAUGCCGUGGCAGCGCUGUCUGAAAUUGCAGAAUCACAUCCCAACAGCAAUCUCCUGGACCUGAACCCUCAGACCAUAAACAAGUUGCUGACAGCUCUUAAUGAAUGCACAGAGUGGGGGCAGAUAUUUAUUCUUGACUGUCUAGCUAAUUACACACCUCGGGAUGAUCGAGAGUCCCAAAGCAUCUGUGAGCGCGUCACCCCGAGGCUCUCUCAUGCCAACUCGGCGGUGGUGUUGUCAGCAGUUAAAGUUUUAAUGAAGUUCAUGGAAAUGCUCCCUAAAGACCUGGACUAUUAUGGCACUCUGCUGAAGAAGCUUGCCCCUCCUCUGGUAACGCUGCUCUCUGCUGAGCCUGAGCUGCAGUAUGUUGCUCUCAGAAACAUCAACCUCAUUGUGCAGAGAAGACCGGAAAUCCUGAAACAUGAAAUGAAGGUUUUCUUUGUCAAGUACAACGACCCAAUCUAUGUCAAACUGGAGAAGCUGGACAUAAUGAUUCGUCUUGCAUCUCAGGCCAACAUUGCCCAGGUGCUGGCUGAGCUAAAGGAGUAUGCAACUGAGGUGGAUGUGGACUUUGUGCGUAAAGCGGUCAGGGCCAUUGGCCGCUGUGCCAUCAAAGUGGAGCAAUCAGCAGAGCGCUGCGUCAGCACACUGCUGGAUCUCAUACAGACCAAGGUCAAUUAUGUGGUGCAGGAGGCCAUAGUUGUCAUCAAGGACAUCUUCCGCAAAUACCCCAACAAGUAUGAGAGUGUGAUUGCCACUCUGUGCGAGAACCUUGAUUCCUUGGAUGAGCCGGAGGCGCGUGCUGCCAUGAUCUGGAUUGUGGGAGAGUACGCUGAGCGCAUUGACAACGCUGAUGAGCUGCUCGAAAGCUUUUUGGAGGGUUUCCAUGAUGAAAGCACUCAGGUGCAGCUGCAGCUCCUGACUGCAAUAGUCAAGCUGUUCCUGAAGAAACCAACAGAGACCCAGGAGUUGGUGCAGCAGGUCCUCAGCCUGGCCACACAGGACUCUGAUAAUCCAGACCUCAGGGACAGAGGCUACAUCUACUGGCGUCUGCUCUCCACGGACCCUGUGGCUGCCAAGGAGGUGGUUCUGGCUGAGAAGCCUCUGAUCUCAGAGGAGACGGAUCUGAUUGAGCCGACCUUGCUGGAGGAGCUAAUCUGCCACAUUGGGACUCUGGCUUCUGUCUACCACAAGCCUCCCAGUGCCUUUGUGGAGGGCAGCCGCGGGGUUCAGCACAAGAGACUCCCAGGCAGUGCUGGAUCUGGAGAGAGCGUUGAGAGCCCAGACACUGGCUCUGCAGCUGGAGUUUCUGAUGCACCGCCUGCGGUCAUACCGUCACAGGGUGACCUCCUGGGUGACCUCCUCAAUCUUGAUCUGACACCCCCUGCCACCACUGGACCCCCACCCCCAGCCACUUCUGGCAUGCAGCUGGGCGCCAUGGACCUCCUUGGGGGGGGACUGGACAGCCUGAUGGGGGAUGAGUCUGAGCCGCCGCCCAUUCCUCUGCGGACGGACACUCCUCAGUCACCUCAGAUCCCGCAUCAGUCCCCGUCGCCCCCAGAUUACAGCCCCACUGAGCUUGGAGGAGACCUUGGAGGAAGUUCAGCUAUGGGGGCUGGUUUUGGUGCUCCUCCAGCUGCGCCAGCAGCCUCAUUCAGCGCUCCUGUUAGCGGCGGACUGGAUGACCUGUUUGAUCUUGGAGGUGGCGUCGGUAUGCCCAUGGGAGCCUACAGCCCACCAAAAACAGUUUGGCUGCCAGCCAUGAAGGGCAAGGGGCUUGAAAUAUCUGGCACUUUUGCCCGCCGUGCCGGUGUCAUCCAAAUGGAGAUGACUCUCACUAAUAAAGCAAUGAGUGUCAUGACUGACUUUGCCAUUCAGUUUAACAGGAACAGCUUUGGUCUUGCUCCAGCUGGUCCUCUCCAGGUUCUGACCCCCCUCAGCCCCAACCAGAGCAUCGAAGUGACCCUUCCACUCAAUACGGUUGGACCUGUUAUGAAGAUGGAUCCACUCAACAAUCUGCAGGUGGCUGUUAAGAACAACAUUGACGUGUUUUACUUCAGCUGCCAGUACCCCAUCAGCAUGCUGUUUGUAGAAGAUGGGAAGAUGGAGAGACAAGUUUUCCUCGCCACAUGGAAAGACAUUUCUAAUGACAACGAGGCCCAGUUUCAGAUCAAAGACUGCCAUCUCAGCUCGGAUGCAGUCUCCAACAAACUUCAGGGUAGCAACAUCUUCACCAUCGCUAAGCGCACCGUGGACGGCCAGGACAUGCUGUACCAGUCCACCAAGCUCAGCAACGGCAUCUGGGUUCUGGCUGAGCUCAGGGUUCAGACAGGAAACCCGACUUUCACAGUGUGUCUGAAGUGCAGAGCUCCAGAGGUUUCUCAGUGCGUCUUCCAGAGCUACGACGCCGUGCUGAAGAACUGAGCGAACAUCCGACCGUCCGCUGCGCUGCACCGACCUUCUGGCACCUUCUUCUGCUCUUUCUCAGCGACGCGUCGACCAGGUUGCAGCCUGGUGCAGCGCAGAAACGCCGUCCUGCAGUCAUGUUGUCCUUUCAGUAGAUGACCUAGCCGUCGGUUGUAACCUAUUAGAGCAGCACUAUUAGUUCCCGAAAAGACGGCACCGAUUUCAGGCUUUCUAUCUUUUAAUUAUGUUUAGUUCAGGAUUUUCGUCUUGAGCUAAAUUAUUCGAACAUCUUCAGUUUUUCUUGCCUUUCCCUCAUAAUGACCCAUAUUCAUUAAGGGCCAGACGGCGGACCGACGUCUGUCCUUGUGACUUUCUCUGCAUGAGGCUCUACAAUCAUUUUCUAGCCCCGCUUCUCUGCAAACUUCAGUCUAUUUUUAGCACCCGCAAUCAGCAGGUGAGCCAUCAGCUUCAGUAUAUUUAUUUAGGGGUGCAUUUAAGUUGAGGCGCAGUAGAAAGAGGCCUGUGACUGAUGGACACAUAAUUACUUAAACUACACUAUAGUGAUUUUUAUAAAGUUUUCUUUAGUAUCUUUACAGAGCGGUGGAUCUGGAUCUACUACUGUUUUUGAAAGCAGAAUGUCUGUCCGACGUAUGCAUGGAAAUCUGUCGGGGUUUUUUUUUUUUUACAUCAAUAUCUCGACAUUUAGAGACUAGCAGCGUGUGUCAGCUCACUGCUCUCGUGCUUAGUCAUUCCAUGGUUUAAUUUGUGUUUUGUAUUCUCCCUGUUAGUGUUCAUGCAGCAGGCUGGAAGAGAGCCUCAGGGUGCAAGGUUUCUUUCUUUUUUUUUAAUAUGUCCUGUCGGUUCCUGCGUCAGCGACGGCCUCUCGGGCUCUCUGCCACUCUGCUCUCGCUUCCUCUGAAACCUCGCUGCAGCUCUCCACCGGAGAUGAAGGCCCAGGUGACACAAACUAAUGUCAUUUGUUACAGAUAAAAGCAUACGUCUCGUAGCACACUGUCUCACCUGAAGGAGGGCUAAUUGGAUUUGUUUUCCAAGUCGUCACUCUGAAGCCCUUUGUCUCUUCGGCAUGAAUGCACCUACUCUCACUACUUCAUGAAAAUAGAGGCUGUGCAUUCUGUGUGCGUCCCUUUUGUGUGUGUUGACGGAUGAUUCAUAUGACAUAUGCUGUGUUAAUUAAUCAGAUGUUUAAUCAGAGGUUCUUGAUUUACUUGAUUUUGUCGUAUGUGUGUACGUUGUUUGGAGAAAAACAAUUAAAGUCCCCUGACGAAUCCA